AUGGCUGCAUUUGAGCUUGAGGAGCUGCCCACGGCAUUUGCGAAGUUGGGGGGACAUCAGAAAUCAGGUGACUGCCAGGUGCUGAGCGGCGGCUUCAUGUCCGCAGCGCAGGCUGCAGCAGAUGAUACCUCGCGGGCGCCCGACUGUGUGGUGGAGUUUCACAUGGACAGCACCCGGGAGCCACCCUUCACCGUGCGCUUUGGCGCCUUUCCCCCAAAAGACGACACCUCGCGGCUCUACAGCAAAGUUCACUCCAUCGGCCCGGAUGGGCACCACCGGGCAGUGCUGCUGGGCCUUCCCUCUAACUGCGCCCAUGACACGGUGGGCGCCGAGCUGCGAGCGCCGCAGGGGAUGCGCGAGCAGCUGCCCUUCAAGUGCAGCCUUUUUCGGCGCACCAUUGAACGGGGCCGCCUCUUUGGGGGCGGAAGCAAAGCAGUGGAAGAGGCCCUUGCGGCGAUCCUGGAUUCCAGAGAGCCGACUGCAGCAGCGGCGGCGCUGCGGUGCCUAUUAAUGGUCAUGCUGGACGCAGUCCGCCUGUGGCUGCCGCGGCCGGAGCACCUCAGCUUCAGCAGCCUGGCAAUGUUUGCGGUUCUCGCCGCUGCAAUCCCCUGGCGCCCACCUGCCGCCUUCCGCGCACAGCUGCUGCGCACUGCGCUGGCGGCCCAGGCUGCGGACCAGCCCCGGCCCUAUGCGGCUGCGGCCUUUUGCCGGGUGCUGGUCAUGCCGAAUUUGGUGCCGCCGGUCACCACCACGGAGGCGGCGCUGGCAUACCGCGCCCGGAUCCUGCAGCGACUCCCCAAACAUGUGAGGCCUGGAGACUUUGUGCCUCUGAUGACGCUCUACCUGACGGACAAAACGUCGCCAGCGGAGAUUGAGAAGGCCAAGCAGAGUGGCCACGUUUAUGCAGUGAAGCUGUACCCAGCUGGGGCGACCACAAACUCGGACUUCGGCGUGACUGAUUAUGAGCUCAUUAUGCCCGCACUGCAGAAGAUGGAGCAGGUGGGGCUGCUGCUCCUCGUGCAUGGAGAGUCCACGGACCAAUCCGUGGACGUCUUUGAGCGCGAGCAGAGCUUCUACGAGACCGUCAUGCCAAUGAUCCUGGGCAGAUGCCCCAAGCUGCGGGUGGUAUGCGAACACAUCACCUCCGCAGCUGCGGCAACCUUUGUGGAGAAGGCUGGACCGUUGGUUGGGGCGACCAUCACGGCCCACCACCUCUGCCACAAUCGCAAUGCGCUGUUCAAGGGCGGGAUCAACCCGCACUAUUACUGCUUGCCCAUCCUGAAGACCGAGCCUGACCGACAGAAGCUUCUGCAAUGCGCAGUGGACAAUCCCAAGUUCUUCUUGGGCACCGACUCUGCGCCACACUCCCUUGACAAGAAAGAGUGUGCAUGUGGAUGUGCUGGAUGCUUUACCGCGCACAUGAGCAUUGAGCUGGUUGCUGAAGCCUUUGAGUCGGUGGGUCGACUGGACGCCCUCGAGGCCUUCGUGGCGCAGCGGGGGGCCGCUUUCUAUGGGCUGCCGCAGGCGCAGGGCACGCGGGUGUUGACCCGGGAGAAUUGGAAGGUGCCAGACAAUUACCCUUUUGGCGACAAGCUGGUUCGACCUCUCCGUGCCGGAGAAGAAGCCAAGUGGAAGCUACAGCCAAAACUGUGA
Effrenium voratum is the source of this 1653-nucleotide messenger RNA. The record is from the annotation of a GenBank genome assembly. NCBI's taxonomy places the organism in Eukaryota, Dinophyceae, Suessiales, Symbiodiniaceae.